Monosiga brevicollis MX1 is the source of this 744-nucleotide messenger RNA. RefSeq lists its product as uncharacterized. The transcript is spliced from 6 exons. The annotation marks the transcript as partial. Lineage: Eukaryota; Choanoflagellata; Craspedida; Salpingoecidae. Gene Ontology annotation, molecular function: transmembrane receptor protein tyrosine kinase activity; ATP binding. Gene Ontology annotation, cellular component: signaling receptor complex. The record is from RefSeq and is a predicted model, not a curated record. Gene Ontology annotation, biological process: cell surface receptor protein tyrosine kinase signaling pathway; protein phosphorylation; positive regulation of kinase activity.
AAAAUUGGUGAGGGCCAGUUUGGAGACGUUUUUAGGGCCAUUCUUCGCGGGCGACCACCCACGGAUGUGGCCCUUAAGAGCGUACGCAAAGAUGCCACCGAGGAGCGCGCCGAGUUCUUGCAUGAGGCUUUUGUGCUGUCCCAUUUUCAUCACCCCAACGUGCUCCGGCUCUUGGGUGUGGUUCUGCAGCACGCCCCCCUGUUGCAUGCGACAGAGAUGAUGCAGUAUGGCGACUUACACUGUGUCAUACGCCGCUGUCGUGCUGACGACAUUGAAGUGCGUGCUCCAGAACACGUCUUUUGGACUAUGCAGAUUGCUGAUGGCAUGAACUAUCUUUCUGCAAUGGGCUUUGUCCACCGCGACCUGGCUUGCCGCAACGUCUUGCUUGGCUCGGGUAAUACCAUCAAGAUUGCCGAUAUGGGCCACGCACGCUUGCGCUCCAGCGAGACCUACCAUACCUUAAGCAAGCAGCGCCGGCUGCCCGUACGCUGGAUGGCACCCGAAACUCUGCAAACCAAUACGUUCUCCUCCGCCUCUGACGUCUAUGCCUUUGGUGUCCUGGUGUAUGAAUUGGCCUCGGGAGGAGAGCUACCGUGGCUGGGGCUGUCAGCCCGAGAAGUGGUGACGGCAGUCACGGGUCAUCGACGGCUAAAGUUACCCUUGACAUGUGCUUCUGUUCUUCUGACACUUUGCAAUCUUUGCUGGAAAUUCGAACCAAAUCAACGGCCGACGUUUGCUACCAUC